CUUUCAUCACACGCACAUAAACACAAACAAAACAAGUUCUUCUUCUCUAUCAGAUCGCUCAAAAUUUUGGAACCCUAGUUUACUACAUUUGGUUUUGGAGUUUCAUCCAAACCUUAAAACUCUCUCUCUCUCUGCAAAUCGAAUCUUCUUUCUUACGACGUCGAUCAUCUCGUCGACGACUGAGGUAUUAUUAUUAACCCUAAACAUUUGCUAUUAUCUAUGGCCAUGACUGGUAAUCAUUCCUCCGAUAACCCCCAAUCGCGCCGCGCAACGCGGCUCCCUGUCUCUUCUUCGCCGUGGAACCAGAUUGUCCGCGGCGAAUCGGAGACUGUUGCUGCUGCUCCUUCCUCGCCGCCACCGCCUCAGUCGGCGGAACCUUCCCCCUCCUCCUCCGCCGCCGCUGCAGCCCCGGUGGAUGAUUCUAGCUCUGCCGCCGAGAGCUCUGACAAUGGCAACAGUGUUAAGAGGCCUGUUUGGAACAAGCCUUCCAAUGGCGCAGCUUCGGAGGUUACGCCGGUCAUGGACGCGGUCUCUUGGCCCGCGUUGUCCGAGUCCACCAGAGCUGCUAUGAAAUCGGAAUCAUCCAAGGGUUUGUUGGAUGGAUCUUCUGUGCCCCAAUUGCAGGGUAUGGGAAGCACGCCUUCUUCCUCUUCACAGAGGCAAGUCAGUGAUAAUGCAAGCACAAACAAUAUGGUGCCGACUCGCCAGAAAUCGUUCAGACAUAACAGUUCAAAUGCAUCUUCUAAUGGUGGCCACCCACAAAAGUCUGCACCCCAGGUUUCAAUAGCCGCAACAGGGUCCCACAACUCAUCUCCAAAGGACCAUGCACAAAGAAGUGGAUUUGUGUCUAAUGAUCAUCCACAGCAGCGUAAUUCAUUUAGAAAUCGUAAUGGCGGUCCACAUCAGCGUGGAGAUGGUGCUCACCAUCAUAACUAUGGGAACAGGCGCGAUCAGGACUGGAAUACUCAUCGAAAUUUCAAUGGUAGAGACGCACACAUGCCACCAAGAGUUGUUCCAAGAUUUAUAAGGCCACCUCCGCCUCCUAAUUCUGCUCAAUUUAUUCACCCACCACCUGUGCGGCCGUUUGGUAGCCACAUUGGAUUCCAUGAACUGGUACCUCCGAUGGUAUUUGUUGCAGCUCCACCUCCACCCCUGGAUUCACUAAGAGGUGCUCCUUUUGUGCCUCCAAUGCCACAUCAUGCACUGUUCUAUACAGGUCCACCAGACCCUCAGUUGCAUACUAAGAUAGUCAACCAGAUUGACUACUAUUUUAGUAAUGAGAAUUUAAUUAGAGAUACAUUCUUGCGGCGGAACAUGGAUGACCAGGGCUGGGUUCCAAUAAAAUUAAUUGCAGGCUUCAACAAAGUUAUGCAUUUGACUGACAAUAUUCAGCUUAUUAUAGAUGCUGUUCGAACUUCAUCUGUUGUUGAAUUGCAGGGUGACAAAAUAAGGAGACGAAAUGAUUGGGGGAAAUGGGUCAUGCCUCCCGUUCAGUUUUCUAAUGUUACAGGUUCUCAAACCCUUGGAGUGUUGAAUCCUGACAUGCUGGCAGAACAAGUACGCCAUGUUAAACUAGUCACAACUGAUUACGAUGGUGCUGGAGGAUUAGAUGUUCUAUCUGAUGAUUCACAACAUAGAUCUGCAUUUGGGGAUUUGAAUAAUUCAUUGCAGCUCUCCACUAGCGAGGGUACUGGUCAAGUUGGUAUUCAAGGCUCAGAUCACUUUAUUUCAGCAAGAAAUUAGGGCUGUAGAUGUGCGCUUUAGCACUCUUUUUUUGGACAGCUCUUUAAGAGGGUCACGGGAAGCUGGUAUCUGGAGAUGGUCUCAGAUUUUGCAUAUGGCAAAAUGGGAAUGAUUUCUCACAAGGCAUAUUUACGAUAAAAUGAUUGAAAAAUGGGAAGAAAAUACAUAUUAUAAAACAUAAAAAAGGACCAAACAGUAAAAUCUCCCCUCCUCUCCCCCACCACCAAAAAAAAAGAAAAAGAAAAAAAAAACUUUUUUUUUUUGUUAUUGUGGAGCUAGUUGCAUGACUCGAGUUUACUUGUUUUUAUGGGAUAUGAUGUUCUUACUCUUACUCUGGGGGAUGGUUUGCUUCAACAUGGGGGAAUUUUGUCUUUGUUUCCCUACUGCCCCUCGGCUGCUUUUUGAAAUCUGGGGUCAGUUUCCCACCAGUUUGGGAGCGUUAUAUUAGUUCAUGGGUGUUGAAUGUGUUUGAUAGCUACCUGCUGCCUAUUGGGGAAGGGGAAAUGUGGCCUUCUGCUGUUGGAGCUUUUCCAACGUCUGCUUUAAAAGAAUGAUUGCUUGAUGUCACUUGCACUAUCCCGUCACGUCAUGUCUGGAAUCACAUUGAUAAUUACACAAUUUUCCAAUUUCCAUCCGCUUAAACUAUCAAAAAUUCUGAAGCAAUAAAGUUGCCCCUUGUGGGGCUAUCAGGACUUCAAUUAUUCUCGUCUCUUUAGACUUAAGUUGCGUGGAACCUGAGCUUAUGUUUUGAUUAUUUCGUGAAAGCCGCCUUCUUAU
Messenger RNA from Gastrolobium bilobum, 2520 nucleotides. RefSeq names its product la-related protein 1C. The transcript is spliced from 6 exons. Gene Ontology annotation, molecular function: RNA binding. Lineage: Eukaryota; Viridiplantae; Streptophyta; Magnoliopsida; Fabales; Fabaceae. The record is from RefSeq and is a predicted model, not a curated record. Bases 220 to 1743 code for a protein of 507 amino acids.